AUGGAGAAAGAGAUUUACAGAGACCGCCAGAGAAACCACGAAUGCUAUCUUGGUGACUAUGCAAUCGAUGGUUGCAGUGAGUUCAUUCCCAGGAACACCCUGGAAAGCCACUGUAAAGCCUGUGGCUGCCAUAGAAACUACCAUCGGAAAGUCCUUUUAAUAGACUUGGAAGUACAAUCUCCUGAAAAGGGCCAUGGUAUUGGUAAGUCCUUUUGGAGCCUAAGAGAGGCAAAGAGGAUCGCUAGGCAGCAUCAUGUUCUUCCGGUCUCGAUUUCACAGGAAGUGCAGCAGAAUUCCGAUCACUACAGCUUCAAGCAGAGGAAAUCGAAGUUCAGCAGGGGACAGAGAGAAGCUAUGAGAACAUUUGCGGAUAGCCUAGGCUGGACCAUGAGGAACAAAGGUCGUCAAGCGGAGAUAAACAGGUUUUGUGAAAGAAUUGGUGUUAGCAGGCUUCUUUUCAAGAACUGGCUAAACAAUAACAAGAAGUUUUACUUCAAUGGGACUGUGUCUACAUCCAGAGUUACCAGUUCCUCUACUAAGGCUGUUUAGAGUUCUGUGAUUUUCCCCUGCUUUUAGAAUAAGAAUGUUGUCUCGAGGCAUGUAAUUAUUUUAUCAUGUUUUAUCUCUUCUUCUAUCCUAGCCUGGUGCAACAAUUAAUUACCCCUUCCGGUGAAAUAAUAUCCUUCUCCUUUUCCUUUGAAGUCAGGCAAAUCGAAAUAAAAAAGCCAUAUAUAUACUAGGAAUGCUCAAUACUGUGUAUUUAUGUAUGUAUGUCUGUGUGAUAUUGGCAAGUUCAAUGAGAAUGACUAAUGGAAUAGCUGACAGGUUUAUUACUUCGAAGGCUUCAUCAAGAAAAGUCGCAUUUGGAACAUGUAGAAUGGAGUCCGCACACCAGCUCAGGGCCUCAGGCCCUCCCUACUACAACCCUCCCUCCCAGGUACAGAUAAGUGUCUUAAAAGGGUGUUUGUGUAUAUGGGCCC
Durio zibethinus is the source of this 980-nucleotide messenger RNA. Its product is annotated as zinc-finger homeodomain protein 14-like. The record is from RefSeq and is a predicted model, not a curated record. Gene Ontology annotation, biological process: regulation of DNA-templated transcription; regulation of developmental process. Lineage: Eukaryota; Viridiplantae; Streptophyta; Magnoliopsida; Malvales; Malvaceae. Gene Ontology annotation, cellular component: nucleus. Gene Ontology annotation, molecular function: transcription cis-regulatory region binding; DNA-binding transcription factor activity.